UGAUGAAAUUGGAAAAGAAAGAGACCUCGAAGCAUCGAAAAAUAUUGCUACAGAUGAUGGAGCGGAAACAAAAUCUGCAGGAUCUGAAAGCAGCACCUUGCCACACCACUUAUUUCCUCUGAAUUACCAAAGCUGUGUAGAUUUAUUCAAAUUCGUAUUUAUGAUGCUGUCGGUUAUCUUUGGAACAGGGUCAGCGAACAUAAAUAAGAUACGUCGGAGGAAGGAAAAGCACGAGUGGUCAGUUCAAAUAUUGGAUGAACUUCUGAAGCGAGCUUCCAUGUAUGAGUACGAUGACGAUGGCAGCGUACCCGUGAAUAUAUUGCAGAAUAAAGAUCAACGCACAGACCCUUAUACUUUUGAUGAAGAGGGUAAUGUUACUUUGGCGGGUACCACAGAAGUGGAACAACAUCUCACCACCAAAGGAGAACCCAAACAACAAAACAAUGGGGAGGAGAAGGUUAACGUCAAAAAAAAGAAGACGUGUGAGACACCAAUAUUAAUAGCUGCAAAGAACGGAGUGAGAGAAAUGGUAGAGAAAAUCAUGGAGUCGUUUCCUGUAGCUGUUCAUGAUAUGGAUUCGAAUAAGAAAAAUAUAGUGUUAUUGGCAGUGGAGAACAGGCAAACCUACUUAUAUGACUUAUUGCUCAAGAAGAAAAGUCUGAAGGAGAGUAUAUUCGAUAAAGUGGAUAACGAAGGAAACAGUGCUUUGCACUUGGCAGCCAAGCUUGGAGAGUAUAAACCCUGGCUCAUUCCUGGCGAAGCGCUGCAAAUGCAUUGGGAAAUCAAGUGGUACCUGUUUGUUAAGGAAUCGAUGCGACCUCAUUUCUUUAGUCGGUACAACGAUAACAACAAGACACCAAGAGAUAUCUUCAGCGAAACUCACAGGGAGCUUCUCAAGAGUGGUGGAGAAUGGCUGAAAAAAACCUCUGAAUCUUGUUCCUUGGUAGCAGCGCUGAUAGCUACAGUGGCAUUUUCCACAUCCACCACUGUCCCCGGUGACUUCAAAGACGACACCGGCUCCCCAACUCUUGAAAACAGGCCAGAAUUUAAAGCCUUUGCCAUCGCAUCUCUCAUUGCUCUUUGCUGUUCUGUUACCUCACUGGUGAUGUUCCUCUCUAUACUCACAUCUCGGUAUCAAGAGCGUGAUUUCGGUAAAAAUCUUCCCAGGAAGCUUAUCGUGGGUUUGACGUCGUUGUUCAUGUCCAUUACGUCUAUGAUGGUCUGUUUCUGUGCUGGUCACUUCUUUAUCCUAAAGGACAAACUCAAAUCAGUUGCAUUCCCUGUCUAUGCCGUGACGUGCCUGCCAGUGACACUUUUUGCCUUGGCCCAGUUUCCACUCUACAUCGAUCUCAUAUUGGCUACUUUUAAGAAAGUACCACAGCGUGGAUACAAAACCACUCUACAUUAGCUGUACGCCCAGUAUUAUUGCAGAGCUAAAAUAAUGCUGCAUGUAAUCUAAUUUUCCAUAUAUGCAACUUAAGAU
Vigna umbellata (rice bean) is the source of this 1483-nucleotide messenger RNA. RefSeq lists its product as uncharacterized. The record is from RefSeq and is a predicted model, not a curated record. Lineage: Eukaryota; Viridiplantae; Streptophyta; Magnoliopsida; Fabales; Fabaceae. Gene Ontology annotation, molecular function: protein binding. Gene Ontology annotation, cellular component: membrane.